This is a messenger RNA of Oreochromis niloticus (Nile tilapia), 954 nucleotides long. Its product is annotated as scavenger receptor cysteine-rich domain-containing group B protein-like. Gene Ontology annotation, cellular component: plasma membrane. Gene Ontology annotation, molecular function: serine-type endopeptidase activity. The record is from RefSeq and is a predicted model, not a curated record. The coding region runs from base 1 to 954 and encodes 317 amino acids. NCBI's taxonomy places the organism in Eukaryota, Metazoa, Chordata, Actinopteri, Cichliformes, Cichlidae. The transcript is spliced from 5 exons. Gene Ontology annotation, biological process: zymogen activation.
AUGAAGCCUGUGAUGGAAAUCGUCAACUAUAUCCGCACACAUGCGCUCAACCACAGGCAAUUCAAGAAUCUCAUCGCUGAGCUGGACCGAGAGCUUCCAGGUGACCUGCCGCUGCACUGCACUGUGAGGUGGCUGUCAAAAGGCCAGGUACUCUCUCGCUUCUUUGAGCUUUUGAAUGCCGUGAAACUGUUUAUGGAAGAGAAAGACAAGGACUAUCCCAAGCUCUCGGACCUCAAGUGGAUUAUGGAUUUGGCCUUUUUGGUCAACAUGCUGUGUCACUUGGAAAGACUGAACCUGAACCUGCAGGAUCUGAUCAGAUUGACUGGCUCUGGAUCGACUCGAUGCUCUGGAAGAGUUGAAAUUUAUCACAAUAACAUCUGGGGAACAGUCUGUGAUGAUGGCUGGGACUUAAAUGAUGCUGAAGUGGUUUGCAGAGAGUUAAACUGUGGGACGGCAUUAGAGGCUCCUCAAACAGCUCACUUUGGUGCAGGAACUGGACAGAUUUGGCUUGAUAAUGUUGCCUGUUCAGGAAAUGAAAGUUCUCUAAUUGAGUGUAAAUACAACCAAUUUGGAACACAUAACUGUGGACAUGAACAGGACGCAGGUGUCAUCUGUUCAGUUUAUGUUCUUUCCUUUAUAGGUCCAGUAAGAUUAGUUGGCUCUGGAUCGACUCGAUGUGCUGGCAGAGUUGAAGUUUAUCACAAUAACAGCUGGGGAACAGUCUGUGAUGAUGGCUGGGACUUAAAUGAUGCUGAGGUGGUUUGCAGACAGUUAAACUGUGGGACGGCACUACAGGCUCCUCGAUCAUCUUACUUUGAGCACACAGCUGUGGACAUGGUCAAGAUGCUGGUGUUGUAUGUUCAGGUCUACAACCUGGGCCUUCCCCCAUUAAGACAGCUGGCCCCGCCUCAGCUGGCUCAUUUUGAUUUGGAGGAGCUCCUCCCAAAUGACUGA